AUGAGAGAAAGAGAGGGGAAAAGAAUUCUGAUCACUUGUUUGGCAUAUGCUUAUGUGGAUGGAAUAGGCUGCAUGAUUUGGGGAAAAGAACUUAUUGACCUCCAAGAGUUUGCCCGUGGUGGAGAGCAACUAUACAUUCGCCUCGCACAUUCCCAACUUGAUAAGAGGAGGAUGCUAACGGGAGCCCAUAUUGCAAUUAUUGUCUCAGCGACAUUCGGCCUGAUUCUUAUUGUUUGCACUAUAUAUGUAUUGAAGAUCAGGAAAAAAGGCAUUGGGAGUUUAGUCCCUUUUCGCAUAGCUUCAAAACACUCUUCAGCAACAAAUUUGCUUCAUAACAGUUUUACUCAAGGUAGAAGUACAGAAUUACCAGUUUUCAGCUUCAAGUGCAUAGAAGCUGCUACUAAGAACUUUUGCUAUCGAAAUAAACUUGGAGAGGGGGGAUUUGGACCUGUAUACAAGGGGGUAUUAGCAAAUGGACAAGAGGUUGCUAUUAAACGACUUUCGAGGAGCUCAGGACAAGGCAUUGAAGAGUUCAAGAAUGAGGUUACACUGAUUUCUGGACUUCAACACAGAAACUUAGUCAAACUGAUGGGAUUUUGCGUUCACGGGGAGGAAAAGUUGCUGAUCUAUGAAUACAUGUCCAACAGAAGCUUAGACGUUUUCAUAUUCGGAGGAUCAAGAUCUAAUGAUAAGGCGGCAUUGAGUUGGAAUCAACGAUAUAGUAUCGUUGAAGGGAUAGCUAGAGGUCUUCUUUAUCUGCAUCGUGAUUCACGACUAAAAAUCAUUCACAGAGAUCUUAAGACAAGCAAUAUUCUGUUAGACGAAGAUAUGAAUCCCAAAAUCUCAGAUUUUGGAAUGGCUAGGAUUUUCGGAGGGAAUCAAACUAUAGCAAAUACCAACAGGAUUGCCGGUACCUAUGGUUACAUGUCCCCUGAAUAUGCAAUACAAGGAUUUUUUUCCGAGAAGUCGGAUGUCUUCAGUUUUGGUGUCAUAUUGUUAGAGAUUAUCAGCAGUAAAAGAAACAACAGCUAUUGUCACUCUGAAGACUCUCUCAACCUCCCGGACCAGGCAUGGCAACUGUGGAAUGAAGGCAAGAUACUCGAGUUUCCGGAUCCAAAGGUGUUUGGUUCACUUGAAACACCAACACAAGUUGUUAGAUGCAUCAUUGUGGGAUUGCUUUGUGUGCAAGAACAUGCAAGUUACAGGCCAAAUACAGCUACAAUUGUUUCCAUGCUCUGCAGUGACACACUUCUUCCUCCGCCUAAGCGGCCGGCAUAUAGCAGCAGAGGCUCUGAUGAUCCAAGCAUUUCACCUUGCUCCAGAAAUUCCAUUUCUAUUUCAAAUGUUGAAGGACGUUAACUUCAAUUUAUCUGUUUGGGACCUUCAAUGUGAUUUACUAUCCUUGUCCCUUGUCCUGGCAUAAUACAUGAAUAAUAUAUACCAUUUAACUUGACAUCAACUGACAUCUAUGCUCUCCAACUUUCAGUGUACACAAGUAGGUACUUAAACUUGUAUAAAGUUGAGCAAGUAGACACACAUGUCGUCCUACAUUGUGUACACGUAGGACGCCACGUAGGACACAUGUGUAUAUAAAGUGUAAGUGUCUAUUUAUGCAUACACAAAGUUUGAGGACAUAGAUGUCAGUUGAGGCCAAGUUGAAGGACACAUUUAUGUAUUAUGCCAUCCAACUCUGAAUCCUUCUUUCUUUAGAAUGUGGUCAUUUGUGUUGGUGGAAAAAUGCAUUUGAUGUCAAUUUCUAUAGUAGUGACUUUAUAUCCAAGGAUGAUCACAUGGCGUAUUCGAACCAAUCACGUACUUUAUUGAGAUAGACGAAAUUCUCCCUCUGAGAAUCGUGUAUGAGACUUUCAUUUCGUAAAACUCGAGCAAAAACACCCAAACACUAGUUGCAACGGAUAUGGGGUUCCUUGGUGAUGGUCUUGUAUAGCUGGUUAGAACAGAUGUAUGU
Messenger RNA from Solanum tuberosum (potato), 1966 nucleotides. Its product is annotated as G-type lectin S-receptor-like serine/threonine-protein kinase At1g11330. Bases 1 to 1359 code for a protein of 452 amino acids. The transcript is spliced from 7 exons. Gene Ontology annotation, molecular function: ATP binding; protein serine/threonine kinase activity. The record is from RefSeq and is a predicted model, not a curated record. NCBI's taxonomy places the organism in Eukaryota, Viridiplantae, Streptophyta, Magnoliopsida, Solanales, Solanaceae. Gene Ontology annotation, biological process: protein phosphorylation. Gene Ontology annotation, cellular component: plasma membrane.